AUGGCUCUGGUUCCCUACACUAAGCAGCAGCUGGAUGACUGCAUCCUCAUGCCUCACGAGCCUUCCACUUCCGAGUUCCACGUGUUCAACAAACUGCCUUAUGACCUCCGUCAUAAAAUCUGGGAGUCCUCACUUUUGAACUAUCGACACAUCAAGGUCCUCCUUGCCGAUGACAACAACUGGGAGUUCUCAAUCUGGAACUGCCGACACCGCAAGGUCUUCCUUGUCGAUGACGAUGACGAAAAGCAAUACGAGAUCUUCGUCAAGAAGAGUGCGACGUACCACGCGCUUCUAAACACAACAUCGGAGUCGCGCAACGUCGCCAAGACGUUUUACCGUGUUCAAAUGCCUUGCCGUCGAAUGGGCCCCGACGGCAGCGUCGAUGGAACCCUAUUUCUUUGCCCCGAAUUAGACACCAUUCAGGUGGAGACUCACUGCUGCUCCCUCCAGCACUUCGAGAAGUUCUCGGACGCUAUUUUUACCGCAGACAAGCAUGAUAUCGGCCUGGUCAACUUGGCCCUCGACUGCGAAUUCCGCCACAUCGAUGAACUAUUUUCCCUGGAUGAGAACGAGCACACUCUUUUCACGGAUGCCAUCCGAAGAAUCGAGGUUCUUACAUUUGUUGGGCGCGUGGCCAAGCCUGAGCUUUUAAUGUACGGAAGUGACCUGCGGGUCGUCAACUCCUCGUCUCGCUUUGUCGACAAACGUAUCGACACCGAGAGCUAUGAUCGAGGUGUUUUUAACUAUGAAUCCGGUUUAUACGAAAACGAACUGAAGGCUGCCCACAUCGGCAAGGAGGACCCACGUCGAGGGUAUUACUCGUUCUGCCUUCUCAUGGAGGAGCUGAAGAUCCCGGAAGAUGUUUACAAGUCCAAUUUGACUAAUGAGCUUUUCAUGCUCACCUACAACUAUGAGCCGGAGUUUAUUCCCACCAACGGCGAUCCGCAUGAGUAUAGGCUCGCCUACAACAAUUCACAGCGGGAGUACCGAGAGUACAACCAGGGACCGCCCCCUGCAAUUGGAUUUUGGCUUUUCCCGCUGAGUGUCAUUGGACCCUUCUUUCUUGACAACCUCAAUCCAUUGACUGGUCUCCCGUCGGACCGCAGUGAGGCCAAAAUGGUGAAAGAGCGAGUCGUUGAUGUGAGUGAAUGCGACUCCAGCUUUUGUUUCUAUCAUCCUGCGUAUUAG
Molecule: messenger RNA, 1188 nt
Organism: Fusarium odoratissimum NRRL 54006
Lineage: Eukaryota; Fungi; Ascomycota; Sordariomycetes; Hypocreales; Nectriaceae
Exons: 1
Coding region: 1-1188 (395 amino acids)
Source: RefSeq, a predicted model, not a curated record